Messenger RNA from Dermatophagoides farinae (American house dust mite), 1171 nucleotides. RefSeq lists its product as uncharacterized. The record is from RefSeq and is a predicted model, not a curated record. NCBI's taxonomy places the organism in Eukaryota, Metazoa, Arthropoda, Arachnida, Sarcoptiformes, Pyroglyphidae.
UUAAAAAAUUUGACUUAUGAACAUUUGAAUGCAAUGUAUAUUUGUCGUGGCUGGAAUAGUCAUGAUGAUAUUCGAAAACAUCAAAAGUACAUACCUACUUAUAUUCAACUUAAUGUGAAUUUACGUCCCAGACAGAUCCGAAUCGUACUCACAAGAGAAUCUAUGUAUCCAACAUCUAAAAUGUAUGAUAAUGAUUCAUUGAUAUUGAUAGCAGAUCAUCUGGUCGAAUUCGAAUGUAUAGCAACGGGUUUUCAUCCAUCGAUUGAAAUCCAUUGGUUAUUACGAUCAAAAAAUUCUCAAUUAAUCGAUAUUGAUUUACAUACAAAUACUCCAAUUAUACAAUUCAUACCACGUAUCGAAUAUGAUGGGAAUCUGUUGAUUUGCUCUGCAAUGAAUUUGAAAAUGGUAAAUAAUUCCGAAUCAAUAGUUAUACAACCAAUUCGAGUUUAUUAUAAACCCCGUCUGACAAUAAUGCCAAUUGGUGACGAUCUUCUAGAAGAAGGUUCAGAUUUGAGAUUACAAUGUCGGAUUGAAGCAAAUCCUGACGUAUUCUACGAGGGCAUUAUUUGGAUACAAGAUGGACAAGUUGUAUGGAAAACACUAUCUAAUGAUAAUGAUUAUAACCAUAAUAAUGGUAUUGUUGAAGCAACAAAAAUUUUCAGAAAACUUACACGAGCACAAAAUGGAUCUAUUUAUCAAUGUAUGGCUGCCAAUGAAAUUGGCCAAAAUAUUUCUGAACCAUUUAUGUUGUCAAUUGUUGAAAAUCGACGCAACCAGAGUUUUAUAAAAUUUGUCGAUAACAAUUAUAAAAAUGAGCUUUUUCAUGGCACAUCAUCAUCAUGGCCUAUUUUGCAUAAAAAUAACUCAAAUUCGCAUUGGAUUCGAUUAGAUAAUCAUAUAUUGGCUGUGUCAUUGGCCAUAUCGAUAUUAACUUUGAUUAUCAUCAUCAUCAUUAUUUUCGUCAUUUUUCCAUUUCGUUAUUGUUGUCAUUCAAAACAAAUUGACACUACCAAUGAAAACAAUGCUUGCACAGUGGUAUACGAAUCUUCAAUUUGAAUUUAUAUAUGUACAAACGCAAAAUAUAUGCCCUUGUUGUUUCUUAAGAAAUUUAUUUAUUGUCUAUACUUUAACAAAUUUUUUUUUACGAAAAUACAAAUGUACUUUACCACAA